Clavispora lusitaniae ATCC 42720 is the source of this 630-nucleotide messenger RNA. Lineage: Eukaryota; Fungi; Ascomycota; Pichiomycetes; Serinales; Metschnikowiaceae. The record is from RefSeq and is a predicted model, not a curated record.
AUGUUUUUGUGCCUCAUUUCUUUGGUAAUGGCAGGUGGUUAUACUCAUCAUUUAGCAACAGAGAAAGACGUUGAUAGUGAAAUAGCAAAUUGCUUUCACAGACGCAUUCUUAAUGAAAACUCGUUUGCAUUUAGGCGUGCAGUUGAUCUUUCCGUCGGGGAUUUGCUCCCCGAUCUAGACCAACGGCUUAACCAAAUACGGAAUAAGAUGUUAGCCAAGGUAUUUCUCGAAGAGAACGGCGUAACCUACAAUGAGUACCUAAGUGCUGUAGGUCUUUUGGAUCCUUUUUUGCCACAAAUGCAUGACACGCAGAAGGACCACGGUGCUCCCAUCAUUCUGCCUUACGACUUCAGCGAUUAUGGAUCCAAUUGUGUAGAUGGACUGGCAGUUUGGAGUCUGUUACUAGCAGAAAUUGAUCUCCUCCUGGCUGAUGCUAUCGCUAAUGCGUGGGGUAAAGAACACGCACCUCUAACCUUAGCACCAAUUCACCACCAAGUAUUCCAAAGAGUUCUCGCUAGCAUUCAAAUAGGUGAUGGAGACCCUCGAUUGGCAUUUGAUAAGAUUUUCUCUAUGGAUAAGGCCACCUCAUCUUCACAUGAUACCCCACGUUUCGGUCCAAAAAAUACUUAG